Molecule: messenger RNA, 3987 nt
Organism: Vitis riparia (riverbank grape)
Lineage: Eukaryota; Viridiplantae; Streptophyta; Magnoliopsida; Vitales; Vitaceae
Product: probable leucine-rich repeat receptor-like protein kinase At2g33170
Biological process (GO): protein phosphorylation
Molecular function (GO): protein binding; protein kinase activity; ATP binding
Source: RefSeq, a predicted model, not a curated record
ACUUUUUCUGGCCAAAAAGGUUGGCCUCCGUUUUGUUACGUUUGCAAGCACUAAAAAAGAGGAGUUGAGACUAGAGAGAGAAUGAAGCAAGAGAGAGAGAGAGAGGUGAAAUUGGGAAAGCAUGCUUUGUCGGCCAUUAGAGCUUCAAGGAGGAGCUCUCAUCCGUCCCUUCGAUUCACCUAAAGAUCCUUCAUCAUCAUUCCCUUCACUUCACCAAGAACUUCCACGACAAAAAGAGGAACCGGGUUUGCUUCUUUUGUCCGGUAAUUCAUGAAUAACGCGGUUCUCACUGUCAUCUCAAGGAAUCUGUGGAAAAUGGUGGAGCUGUUGUUUUCUGUAUCUCUUUUUUGAUGAGUGAUGAGCGAUAAGCCCAUAGUGUUGAGGUUUUAAACCAUCAACUUGUUGGAUUAAUUUGGUGGUUCCCAUGGUUAUUAGAAUGUCAAAGAAUUGCAGAUCAAGGAGACUUUUCGGGGUGGGGUUUACUGGAUUUUUAAUUGUUGCGGCUCUUCUGGUUUGUGGUUCAGAAGGGUUGAAUUCCGAGGGGCUACUCCUCCUUGAGCUGAAGCAUGGGCUCUACGAUCAAUUUAAUCAUUUGUAUAACUGGAAUCCUAGUGAUCAGACACCAUGUGGGUGGAUAGGUGUGAAUUGCACGGGUUAUGAUCCAGUGGUCAUCUCUCUUGAUUUGAACUCGAUGAAUCUGUCUGGAACUCUAAGUCCUAGCAUUGGUGGUUUGAGCUACCUAACUUAUCUUGAUGUUUCUCACAAUGGGCUUACUGGAAAUAUACCCAAGGAGAUUGGAAAUUGUUCGAAGUUGGAGACACUUUGUUUGAACGAUAAUCAGUUUGACGGGUCAAUUCCUGCUGAAUUUUGUAGUUUGUCUUGUUUGACAGAUUUGAAUGUAUGCAAUAACAAAUUGUCUGGUCCUUUCCCUGAAGAGAUUGGGAAUCUUUACGCGCUUGUAGAAUUAGUGGCAUACACUAACAAUCUCACAGGUCCCUUGCCACGUUCUUUUGGGAAUCUCAAGAGUUUGAAAACAUUUCGAGCUGGGCAGAAUGCUAUUUCUGGAAGUCUUCCUGCAGAGAUUGGUGGAUGUAGGAGCUUGAGAUAUCUUGGACUUGCCCAAAAUGAUUUAGCUGGAGAAAUACCCAAGGAGAUUGGGAUGCUUAGGAACUUGACGGAUCUGAUUCUUUGGGGUAAUCAGUUGUCAGGUUUUGUCCCAAAGGAACUUGGGAAUUGUACACAUCUUGAAACUCUUGCUUUGUACCAGAAUAAUCUCGUGGGAGAGAUACCCAGGGAGAUUGGGAGCCUCAAGUUUUUGAAGAAGUUAUACAUCUAUAGAAAUGAGUUGAAUGGUACCAUUCCAAGAGAGAUAGGUAAUCUUUCUCAAGCCACAGAAAUUGAUUUCUCAGAGAACUACCUGACUGGAGGGAUUCCAACUGAGUUCAGUAAGAUAAAGGGUCUAAAAUUACUGUAUCUUUUCCAGAAUGAGCUGAGUGGUGUCAUUCCAAAUGAGCUUAGUAGCUUGAGGAACUUGGCGAAGCUUGAUCUCUCGAUUAAUAACCUAACAGGUCCUAUUCCUGUUGGAUUUCAGUAUUUGACACAAAUGUUCCAGUUACAGUUGUUCGACAACCGUCUGACUGGUCGUAUUCCUCAAGCUCUUGGACUUUAUAGCCCACUUUGGGUGGUUGAUUUUUCUCAAAACCACUUGACAGGAAGCAUACCUUCUCAUAUAUGUCGACGAUCUAAUUUGAUUUUGUUGAAUCUCGAGUCUAAUAAGCUGUAUGGAAAUAUCCCAAUGGGGGUCUUAAAAUGUAAAUCCUUGGUGCAACUUCGUCUGGUUGGAAACAGUCUUACUGGAAGCUUCCCUUUAGAGUUGUGCAGAUUGGUGAACCUUUCAGCUAUUGAAUUGGACCAGAACAAGUUCAGUGGUCUAAUUCCUCCAGAGAUUGCAAACUGCAGAAGUUUACAAAGGCUUCAUCUUGCAAACAAUUACUUCACAUCUGAGUUACCAAAGGAGAUAGGGAACCUCUCCGAGUUGGUGACUUUUAAUAUCUCAUCUAAUUUUCUCACUGGACAGAUUCCUACGAUUGUUAACUGCAAGAUGCUUCAACGACUUGAUCUCAGCAGGAACAGCUUUGUUGAUGCUUUACCAAAAGAACUUGGGACUCUUUUGCAGUUGGAGCUUCUCAAGCUCUCCGAAAAUAAAUUUUCUGGAAAUAUACCUGCAGCAUUGGGAAAUCUCUCCCAUUUGACAGAGUUGCAGAUGGGUGGAAAUUUGUUUUCAGGUGAAAUACCUCCAGAGUUGGGUGCUCUCUCAAGCUUGCAGAUUGCAAUGAAUCUUAGUUAUAAUAAUCUCUCGGGGAGAAUACCACCUGAGCUUGGGAAUCUUAUUUUACUGGAGUUUCUACUGCUUAACAACAAUCAUUUGAGUGGUGAAAUUCCAAGCACAUUUGGAAAUCUCUCAAGUUUAAUGGGGUGCAACUUCUCAUACAAUGACCUCACUGGACCUUUACCUUCCAUUCCACUGUUUCAGAACAUGGUUAGCAGCAGUUUUAUUGGAAAUGAAGGCCUGUGUGGUGGGCGUCUUAGCAAUUGCAAUGGAACUCCAUCUUUUAGUUCUGUUCCUCCUUCUUUGGAGAGUGUGGAUGCUCCUCGGGGUAAAAUCAUCACAGUAGUUGCAGCUGUUGUAGGUGGGAUCUCUCUCAUUCUGAUUGUAAUUAUUUUAUAUUUUAUGAGACGUCCAGUUGAAGUAGUUGCUUCUUUGCAAGACAAAGAGAUUCCCUCAUCUGUUUCUGAUAUCUACUUUCCUCCCAAGGAGGGUUUCACUUUCCAAGAUCUAGUUGAGGCCACAAACAAUUUUCAUGACAGCUACGUGGUUGGAAGGGGGGCUUGUGGAACUGUUUAUAAGGCAGUUAUGCAUUCUGGGCAAACCAUUGCAGUUAAGAAGCUUGCCUCUAACAGGGAAGGAAACAGCAUUGACAACAGUUUCCGAGCUGAAAUUCUCACACUGGGAAAGAUUAGGCAUCGUAAUAUUGUGAAGCUCUAUGGUUUUUGCUAUCACCAGGGUUCCAAUCUGCUUCUGUAUGAGUACAUGGCAAGGGGUAGUUUGGGUGAGUUGCUUCAUGGGGCAUCUUGUAGCUUGGAAUGGCAAACCCGGUUCACUAUUGCUCUUGGGGCUGCUGAAGGUCUUGCUUAUUUACAUCAUGACUGCAAACCAAGGAUCAUUCACCGUGAUAUAAAAUCUAAUAAUAUUCUACUUGACAGUAAUUUUGAAGCUCAUGUUGGUGAUUUUGGUUUGGCAAAGGUUGUGGACAUGCCUCAAUCUAAAUCAAUGUCAGCUGUUGCUGGAUCAUACGGAUACAUUGCCCCUGAAUAUGCUUACACUAUGAAGGUUACAGAGAAAUGCGACAUAUAUAGCUAUGGGGUUGUUCUAUUGGAGUUGUUAACAGGGAGAACUCCUGUACAGCCACUAGAUCAAGGAGGCGAUCUUGUCUCAUGGGUGAGGAAUUAUAUUCGGGACCAUUCAUUGACAUCUGAGAUAUUUGACACUCGUUUAAAUCUAGAAGACGAAAAUACUGUUGAUCACAUGAUUGCUGUCUUAAAAAUUGCUAUACUGUGCACAAAUAUGUCCCCUCCUGACCGGCCUUCAAUGCGGGAAGUUGUGCUGAUGCUGAUUGAGUCUAAUGAGCAUGAGGGGUACUAUAUCUCAUCUCCAAUCAAUGAUCUUCCUCUGAAAGAUGAUUCAUCAUGAAUGUAUGUAAAAUUUUCCCAGCUUCCAUUAAUUGUGAUAGUUUCUUGUUUCUUUUUCCUUUUUGGUUCUGAUUCUUCCUUGUUUAUUACUAGAGUAAAAUGAUAAAAAUUAUCAUGUACAUUUUUUAACAAAAAUGCUGUUACUUAACUUUUCUAUUAAGAGUUUGAGGGGUAAUUGAUGUUACUCCCAAAUCUGUAUUUUCAUUUGAUAUCAAUACAAAAAUACUAAUUCAAGUA